GGAUCUUUGGUGAGGAUGCAGCGUGGACGCGCACCCGCAGACGAGGCCAGCCGGCCUUAUGGCCGGCGCUGCGCAGCCGCAGAAGAAACCUGCCUGCCUGGCAGCCGGCGCCGCGCAGCCGCAGUGGCCGGCUGGAGGUGCAAGUGUCGGAGCCGGGGAGAAGCUGGGCAAAGUUGGGCGCGUACCGGCCGGGAUGUGGACAAGGUGGGCGCAGUGACCGAAUGGGCGGGGGAGCUCAGGAAAACAAUCAUCAACUACCGCAUUGCACCGUUGGACCCCCUCUGUCCUUCGGUUCGAGGUGCAGGUUUCACAGCUGGUCGAGCGUCAGCUUUAUAUAAUGAACCUACUGCUAUGGCCAGCAACACUCUUGAAGGCUUCCAUGAAGUGAAUUUAGCAUCGCCUGCUUCUCCUGACCAUACAGAACUGUCUCAAUCAGAGACUAAUGAAGCUGCUGCCUCAGGAAUUCUUUAUCAUCCUCAUUCAUUGGUGAGCUCAAGCCCCGUUCAGCCCUGUACGCUGAUUACUGCAGACCUUCCUACCCAGCCGAUUUAUCCUUCUUCUCAGAACCUCAGCAGUGGAGAGUCGAGAAAUGUCAGCAAUAUAUUUUCAAUGCCGUGUGCUACCUCUGGAAGUGUACAUAAUUCACCAAAACAACUGACAAGUGAUGUUGGCAACCAUCGUGCAGAAGUGGAAUUUUUACAAGGUGUACUAGCAAAUGAUGUUCAAGAAGGCGCCGAGGAUGCCUUUGAACAAAGUACAGACAGCCUAUCUCAUUUGAGAAGCCCAUUUGUACAAGAAGUGAGGGAGAAAGGCUAUGAAAGACUGAAAGAAGAACUUGCUAAGGCUCAGAGGGAACUGAAACUAAAAGAUGAAGAAUGUGAGCGCUUAUCCAAAGUUAGAGACCAACUGGGUCAAGAACUUGAAGAGCUCACAGCUAGUUUAUUUGAGGAAGCUCAUAAAAUGGUACGGGAAGCAAAUGUCAAACAAGCAGCAGCUGAGAAACAGUUAAAAGAAGCUCAUGGCAAGAUUGAUGUGCUACAAGCUGAAGUAGCAGCAUUGAAAACACUAGUCCAGACUUCUUCACCAACAUCACCCAUGAAGGAGCUUCAAUUGAAUGCAAAACCUCAUUUUAAAAAGGGACAUGCUCGAAAUAAAAGUACAAGUGCCAUGGCAAGCAACAGCCAAGAGAUGAAUGUGAUACAACCUAUUGCAAGAGAUUGCAAAGAAGUUGAUUUGCUUCUGUUUGGUGAAUUUAAAGCAUGGAAAGAAGAACCAACAAUCGAUAAAACCUGCUGUUUUUUAGACAGAAUAUAUAAAGAAGAUAUAUAUCCUUGUUUGACCUUUUCAAAAAAUGAGCUAGCUUCCACAAUUCUUGAAGCUGUGGAAGGGAAUACUCUAAGCAUAGAACCAGUUGUUUUUCAACCUCUCCCUGUUGUGAAAGCUUCUGCAGUGGAAUGUGGAGGGCCCAAGAAGUGUGCACUGAGUGGUCAAACUAAAACUUGUAAGCACCGAAUUAAGUUGGGAGAUUCCAGUAGCUACUACUAUGUUUCACCAUUUUGUAGAUAUAGGAUUAUGUCUGUAUGUAACUUCUUCACUUACAUUCGAUAUAUUCAGCAGGGUCUAGUUAAACAACAAGUUGAACAAAUGUUUUGGGAAGUGAUGCAUCUGAGGAAGGAAAUGUCACUAGCCAAACUUGGAUUUUACAAGGAAGAACUCUAAGAUUCAGUCUGGAAAAUAAAAUGCAUGAGCUUUGAGUGAUCAACAAUGUGGUUUCCAGAACUUCCUAGUCUGAAAUAUUUAUUUUUCUUAUAAUAGGUGUAUCAUCUGGUUCUUUUUCCCUAGUGACUUGUACUUAAGUGACAAAAGACGGUUUCCUUUCUUGCAAGUAUUUAGUAUUGUCAUUUUAAGAACUAUUUGGAGAAUUUGCAACUGUAUCAGUGGCACACUAUAUAAAAGAGGUGGGUGGAAUAAGAGCAGCUGAAAUAAAUAUUGAGCUCAGUUAAGCAAUUUGUUUGCUGGAGAAUUGGAUGUUUGUGUAUUAGUUGUGUUUUCAUACGCUCUAUUUCCUUUUUUGGAUGUAAAUCAUUUUUUCCCAUUUGAAUUUAACAUGUAUUAAUAAUGGUUUGAGUUAUUCAACUUUUGCAUCGUGCACUUUAGUGUUUUCAGAGAGCAAACUUUUUUCAAAUCUAGCCAACUGAGACAGUAAAGUGUGAAAUCUAUUAAUUAUAUAUGACUGUAACAAUCUAAACAUUUCCUAAAUGGCAAUAAAUCUAUUCUGGUAAAUGUUCUAGAUUGCAGCUUUGAAUAUUACCUGCACAUGAAGGUUAUAUGGGAAUAUGGAUUAUUCUGAAUCACUAGAAAUGAAUAAUAAGUGAACUUAAUGAAAUAUUUGACCUAUUGAGAGAGCAUUAUUCCUAUCUUUUUAUACUUCAAUAGAAUUACAAUAUGAAAAUUCAAAAUAUCUAUCUCAUUUCCUUCAUCAAUGUCAUUUAAUGUUUCCUGCACAUACCACGUUGUCACUAGGAUGAGUUUGGGGAAUAAAUUGUUUUUGACUAGG
Molecule: messenger RNA, 2557 nt
Organism: Leucoraja erinaceus (little skate)
Lineage: Eukaryota; Metazoa; Chordata; Chondrichthyes; Rajiformes; Rajidae
Gene: rab3ip
Product: RAB3A interacting protein (rabin3)
Exons: 11
Coding region: 16-1719 (567 amino acids)
Biological process (GO): exocytosis
Cellular component (GO): Golgi to plasma membrane transport vesicle
Molecular function (GO): guanyl-nucleotide exchange factor activity
Source: RefSeq, a predicted model, not a curated record